Hippoglossus stenolepis (Pacific halibut) is the source of this 2282-nucleotide messenger RNA. It is a transcript of the gene ywhaba, whose product is annotated as tyrosine 3-monooxygenase/tryptophan 5-monooxygenase activation protein, beta polypeptide a. The record is from RefSeq and is a predicted model, not a curated record. Gene Ontology annotation, biological process: signal transduction. The coding region runs from base 163 to 897 and encodes 244 amino acids. Gene Ontology annotation, cellular component: cytoplasm. The transcript has 7 exons. Lineage: Eukaryota; Metazoa; Chordata; Actinopteri; Pleuronectiformes; Pleuronectidae.
CUGGCGGGGGGAGGGGUGCGGCUCAGAGGAAGCGGAAGUGUCAGAGCAGGCGGAAGUGGUACUGCCCUGAAGACCCUGAGCAGCGAGCGGAGGACGGCUUGAUAAACUCGCAUCUUCCAGAGACUUCAAUCGGCACUCCGAGCACGCUCCAAAUCCUAAAAGAUGGAUAAGAACGACCUGGUGCAGAAAGCCAAGCUGGCAGAGCAGGCCGAGCGCUACGACGACAUGGCGGCUGCCAUGAAGGCCGUGACGGAGCAGGGCCUGGAGCUCAGCAACGAGGAGCGCAACCUGCUCUCCGUCGCCUACAAGAACGUUGUGGGGGCCCGUCGUUCAUCCUGGCGCGUCAUCUCCAGCAUCGAGCAGAAGACGGAGGGGAACGAGAAGAAACAGGUCAUGGCCCGUGAUUACCGCGAGAAGAUCGAGUUAGAACUCCAAGAAAUCUGCCACGACGUGCUGAAUCUGCUCGACAAAUUCCUCAUAGCCAACGCAACUCAGGCAGAGAGCAAGGUGUUCUACCUCAAAAUGAAAGGAGACUACUUCAGAUACCUGUCCGAGGUGGCCUCUGGGGACUCAAAGAAGGAUACGGUAGAGAACUCUCAGCAGGCCUACCAGAACGCCUUCGACAUCAGCAAGAAGGACAUGCAGCCGACGCACCCCAUCCGGCUCGGCCUGGCCCUCAACUUCUCCGUCUUCUACUAUGAAAUCCUCAACUCUCCCGAGCAGGCCUGCGCUCUGGCCAAGCAGGCUUUCGACGAGGCGAUCGCCGAGCUCGACACCUUGAACGAGGACUCGUACAAAGACAGCACGCUGAUCAUGCAGCUACUAAGGGACAACCUCACUCUGUGGACAUCGGAAAACCAGGGAGACGAGGGCGAGACCGGCGAUGGAGAGAACUAGAGCGCACUUCACUGUUAACCCAUCCCCACUCUCUUCCUCUUCCUUUUAUCUCUCUUCCUCUUUCUUCUCUUCUUCCUCUCUUCGUACACAUAAACAGCCCAUUCAUUCCCUCGUCCCACUCGUUCAAGCCUAGCCUCCCGACUUCCCUUCUGUAUAACCAACAGCAUGAAUAGUACCUGACCUUCACGGAUCAAAUUAAAGAUAAAAAGAAAGGAGGGGGGGUAGAAAAACGACAGAAACUACCCCGUCACCCCGAGAUCCUUCAUCCCUCCUCCCUCCAGCCUUUCCUCCCCUCACCAUGGCACUCCAAGGCCGGCCAGCAGGCGAAGGCCAGCAGGCGGCGGCCAGCAGCCGGUCUCGUCUUAUAGCACGCAGGGAGGGUUUUUAUCCACAACCUCAAAUUCAAUUUGUUGUUUCUAAAGUCCACGAAGCCCCGUUUUUAUCCUCCUCGUUUUUAUUUCCUUCCUCCUCCAUUCCUUCCAUUCUUCCUCACUCCUCUUCCCUCCUUCCUAACAUCUCGGUAUGUUCUCUCACCCGCCCUCCCUCCCUCCCUCCCCUCCCCCCCCUCUCUAGCGAGUUAAUGCAUUUAUAUAGUUGUCCAUCCCUUUUUCUUUUUGGCUAUUCUUAGUGUACUGGCUUAACGGCUGGUUUUAUUCCACAUUACGAAAACGAAAAAAAAGGUUAUUAAACUGUCCGUUUAUUUUCAACAAACACUGUGAUGCUUAGUUUUUCCUCCACCAGAUUUAAUGGUCAAAUUGAUAUUGAGCCGGGAUUGAUCGGGGGUGUGUUUGAUCAGCAGUGCGAUUCUGCUGAGGUUUAUACAGAAGGGUCCUCCUAUACAAGGCUGUAUUGUGACACUGACAAACCUAAAAGCAAACGUGUUUUACCUGCUGUGUAACCGAACACUCGCUGUUUUUCACUUUUAAUUUCCUGUCUAACCGGGACCGGGGUUUUAUUCCAAGCCACUCUGCAUAUUUCCAGUUUGGAGCUAAAAAAAACUAAAACUAAAAAGAUUCGGAAAAUGGUUAAAUUAAAAACAUUCCAUUUUAAUGUACGAGAAGAUUUUAGACGUCUUUCAAAACAAACGGGACCUGCCUGCUUCCUGGGAUCCGCCUCCUGUCCAGGUGCUGUUGAACAUCUGUACCGUCCCUGAAGUUAGUUCCUUAAACACGUUUAUUUCCCUCUGCGGUUGCUUUUGUUUCUCUUUAUGUGUGUGUGCGUUUGUGUGUGUUUGACAAAUCAAACCCUUUGUUCUGUUAUUUUGAAAACUGUAAAAUUGUAAAACAUUUUUAGAGCCUAACUGUAAAUCUGUCUUUUAGAAAAACAAAACGGUUUUGUCGAUAUUGUUCGUUGACACCUGCUUGUAAAGAAACCUUGAAGCCGUU